AUGAAUGUGAAAAUCAUAAUUAUGAAUUUUUGUGUAAGAUUAAUAUUUUUCUCCAUUUUAAUAUACGGAUCUCAGGCUUUAUAUGAAGAUCAAGUUGGUAAAUUUGACUGGAAAAAGUCUUAUGUUGGAAGAGUUAAAUACUCUCACACGAGUUUAAAUGGCAGGGAUUCGUCAAACCUUUAUGUUGUGACUGAAAAUAAUGUUGUUGCAGCUCUUAGUCUUCAUGAUGGAUCAAUAAAAUGGAGAAGAGUUUUAGAACUUGGUGAAUAUGGUGUUAUUCAUGCCUUAUCUGUUGGAAAUGAGGUGACGACACUUUCAGGUAAUGGUCCGUACCUGUUACGUGGGUGGAAUUUAAAUUCUGGAAUGCUAACCCAUGAAUGGACCAUUCCUGUUUCUGAGCAUAGUGGUUUCAAGUGGACCAUUCAUGAAAAUAAUUUAUACCAAGUGAGAUUCCUUCAAAAUUUGCUGGAAGUAACAUCAUAUAACAUUAAAACUGGAAAUCCUGCUGGAUUUACUAGUACUAUCAGUGCCCCAUGGCUUGAUAUCUCAUCCAAGUGUAUAUUAGAUGAAGGCACUAUUAUUUGCGUUUCUGACAGUGGAACUGUUACUGCCCGUGGUUUAUCAUCAAAUGCAUUAAGUUCUGGGAAAAUUCCUCUUUCCGAAAAGCCAGCGUCUUUGACUCCGGUAUCUUCGCCAUAUCCCUCAGCUUUGGUCACCACUGUUACAGGCAAGCGCAUGGUUCUAGUUGUAUCUGAAGGUUCUUUGUUAUUCUUGGAUGUACCUGUGAACGCAGUAGCCGCUGUGAGAAAGUCUUCAAGCGGACCUAUUUUAUUGCAGGCUUCUUUUAGUGAUGGGGAUUAUGAAUUAUCUGGAAUGAUUUUAAGUUCUAAACAUUCUCUGCAAGAAAAGAAAAAAACAGAUGGAGCUCGAUUGCCCAAAGCAUUGGUGUCUUCAUUUGAAUGCGUCACUGAUGACCCCGAUUUAUCCUGCUACCUUACUUUGGUCGGUGAAGAUGACUCCCUUAUUCUUUUAAAUGAAGGAAAAGUAUCAUGGGUGAGAGAAGAAGCGCUUGCAAAUAUUGUAGCUGUCGAAAUGAUUGAUCUUCCUGUUUCUGAUGAAGAAGCUGCAAUUGAAAAGGAGUUUGCGAACAAAGAAGGUGGUAUCGUGGGAAUGUUGUAUAGGAGGAUUCACAGCCAGUGCUUGCAGGUUGUUAACGCAGUCAUCAGUAUUCUUGGAUUGAAAGAACACAGAAGUGAAUCGAGGGAGGACCUUGUCAAGGAUCAGUUUGGUCUUCAUAAGCUCAUUAUUAUCGUUACAAAUGUUGCUAAGAUUUAUGGAAUGGAAAAUGAUAAUGGAGACAUCAUUUGGCAACAUCACCUGAAGGAUGUAAAUCUCUUUUCUGCAUUGGAUUCGCCUUAUGUACCUCUUUUCCUUCAAAGAACAAGCAGGCAUCUUCCCUAUCCAGCAAUAUGCACUCUUCUCUUUAAACAGAAGGGAACAGAAAAAGCUGCACUGUACGCAUUCAAUCCAAUCACUGGACAGCCUCUAUUUGGCGGGCUCAAUUUUUAUGAUUUUCAUGUAAAGCAGACACUCUUGCUUCCAAAAGAAAAUGAAGAAUUUAUUAAGAGCUUAUUAUUAAUUGCUGAUACUGAUGGGGUAGAAGUGUUCCCUCCUGAAACUAUGCAGGAUGCCUUGGAUUUCCACCAGGAUCUUUUUGUAUACGCAUCUGAUGUUGAAACUGGAAACCUGAAUGGAUUCAAUCUAGUUAAAUCUAAUGAGAAAUUGCGUGCUGUUCGAGUAUGGAAUAUCCAACUCAACGCUCCUAUAACUAGUAUUGCUCAAAAAAACAAAGCAGAGAGAGUACAUUCGCAGGGACGAGUACUCGCUGACAGGAGUGUCUUGUACAAGUAUAUAAACCCACAUCUGGUCGCUGUUGCAACACACACCAUAGAUCCUGUCCAUAAGAACAUGAUUACUAUUUAUCUGAUUGAUACAGUUAGCGGAGGUGUAAUUUUUAAUGCGGCUCAUAAGCGUGCCAUGCCUCCUGUUCAUAUGAUUAAUUCUGAAAGUUGGGUGGUAUAUUCUUACUUUAAUGACAAGGCCCGCAGAACUGAAAUGAUUUCUUUAGAUCUUUAUGAAGGAAAAUCAAUGAGGAAUUCGACCGAAUUCUCAUCUCUUUCCUACCUCGUAGAACCGAUUAUCGAGAGGCAAGCCUAUAUUUUUCCACAUAACAUCAUGGCAAUGAAGGAAACCAUAACUGAGAAAGGGAUUACCAACAAACACAUUUUAGUGGGGGUUAGCACUGGAAGUGUCAUCGAAAUCCCAUGGGCCCUACUCGAUCCUCACAGGUCAAAUGAUUCUAGAGAAGAAGGUGUCCUGCCUUAUACACCAGAUUUGACCCUCCCGCAUGAAGCAACGCUAACAUACAAUCACACCCUGCCUCAUAUAACUGGUAUUCACACAUCUCCGGCUGGUUUAGAAUCUACGUCCCUGGUUCUUGUUUAUGGCCUAGACUUAUUUUAUACUAGAGUGGCUCCUUCAAGAACUUUUGACGUCCUUAAAGAUGACUUUGAAUAUUGGUUGAUAACAGCCGUUCUAAGUGGCCUUAUUUCUGCUGCUUAUAUCACAAAGAAGCUUGCAUCUCGUAAAGCCCUCAAACAGGCAUGGAAAUAA
This is a messenger RNA of Nezara viridula (southern green stink bug), 2673 nucleotides long. NCBI's taxonomy places the organism in Eukaryota, Metazoa, Arthropoda, Insecta, Hemiptera, Pentatomidae. The record is from the annotation of a GenBank genome assembly.